AUGGGGCUUCUCAAUCAAGAGCUGCUCGGCCAAUCAGACACGUGGAAAAGGGUGCUAUUUCAGCUGCCUGACCGAGAGCUGCAGGAUCGGAUGGAUGCCACGUGGCGCAGCGACAGCAGGCGUGCGUCAGCAGCUGCUGACGUCAACCUGUACAGGUGGCAGCAGUUGGAGGCCACCACACGAGCUGCGGCUAAGAAGGUAAGCACUACCCUCCCUCCCUCAGUCAUAACCUUUGCUAAGAAGGUAAGCACUACCCUCCCUCCCUCAGUCAUAACCUUUGCUAAGAAGGUAAGCACUACCCUCCCUCCCUCAGUCAUAACCUUUGCUAAGAAGAAUGUAACCCUAAGGAAGGCUGUAGAGGAGAUAGUGUUUGCCUUCACAUACCCUCGCCUCGAUCUGGAGUCGACUCAAAAGCUCGCCACGCCUGAUUUCUCUACGCCUCUGUCUCUAUACGUCUUUGUCUCUGUGCCACUCUGUCUCUGUGCCACUCUGUCUCUGUGCCACUCUGUCUCUGUGCCACUCUGUCUCUGUGCCACUCUGUCUCUGUGCCACUCUGUCUCUGUGCCACUCUGCCUCUCUGUCUCUCUGCCUCUCUGUCUCUCUGUCUCUCUGUUCCUGUGCCUCUCUGUCUCUCUGCCUCUCUGCCUCUCUGUCUCUCUGUCUCUCCGUCUCUCUGUCUCUCUGUCUCUCUGCCUCUCUGUCUCUGUGCCUCUCUGUCUCUCUGUCUCUCUGUCUCUCUGUCUCUCUGCCUCUCUGUCUCUCUGCCUCUCUGUCUCUGUGCCUCUCUGCCUCUCUGUCUCUCUGUCUCUCUGCCUCUCUGUCUCUCUCUGUUCCUCACAGGUCUCAAAGCACAUGAACCAUUUGCUCAAGGCCCCGUUCUGCGUGCACCCAAAGACAGGUGCUGUGUGUGUGCCCAUCGACCCAGCCAACUGUGCUGACUUCGAGCCAAGCCAAGCCCCCACACUCAAUCAGCAGGUGGAUGGGAUCGAUGCGGCUCAUGGGGCAUCAGAUCUAAUGAAUGAGAUCAAUGCAGCCCAUCGGGAAUCAGAUGGCGCCGCUGCUGCACCCACUGGCAGGCCUCCUUGCCUUAAUUCUCCCUCCUUAUCCUCCACCGUUCUCCCCCGCCCUUCCCUCCCCUCACAGCUGAUGAAUGAGAUCAAUGCAGCCCAUCGGGGACCAGAUGGCGCCGCUGCUGCGGCCAUGGGUAAGGGCUCCUUGCCUCUUUUCCUCCUCCUCACCUUCCUUACCUCUACCCUUAUUUCUGUCCUUCGUUUCGUGCCUUGUCGAUACUCUGGUGCAUUUGAUGUGCAAUACGUGGACUUUUGA
This is a messenger RNA of Closterium sp. NIES-65, 1326 nucleotides long. Lineage: Eukaryota; Viridiplantae; Streptophyta; Zygnematophyceae; Desmidiales; Closteriaceae. The record is from the annotation of a GenBank genome assembly.